This is a messenger RNA of Lingula anatina, 2399 nucleotides long. Its product is annotated as vesicular glutamate transporter 2. Gene Ontology annotation, biological process: regulation of synapse structure or activity; transmembrane transport; neurotransmitter loading into synaptic vesicle. The record is from RefSeq and is a predicted model, not a curated record. NCBI's taxonomy places the organism in Eukaryota, Metazoa, Brachiopoda, Lingulata, Lingulida, Lingulidae. Gene Ontology annotation, cellular component: synaptic vesicle membrane; excitatory synapse. Gene Ontology annotation, molecular function: neurotransmitter transmembrane transporter activity; L-glutamate transmembrane transporter activity.
CCUAGACUAGACAUUGUACUUGUGUCGCCACACAUAAGCCUAUACCUGUAACAUCAAAACAAUGCGUGAUUUUAGGGAGCGGGUUACACGUUGGAAAUAUUUACAAACUGUCGAUCAAAAUACUGUUAGCUUUCCACUGAGGAGUGGACUCGUUAUCUAGCCAGUGGCAAUGUUAUUCGAUCCAUCGUGAUAGAAACUGUAAUAUAUGUCAGAUGACGUCAUAUGUUAAGUGAAAGUCAUUCAAAUCGAUCCAUUUUAGCCAAGUGUAAACACGUCCUUCGCUAGAACUGGGACGCGUGCCCUGUCACAACGCGAUAAAAAAAGCGACGACUGUCAAAGGGUCAAAACAAAAAAGUUACGAAGAGGCGACCAAAUUUAAAGCUGUUGGAUACCGAGGAACACGUUAUAAAACUAAUAGAACCCACGAGCGAACUUGGAGGAAAAGGGAUUAAAAAGACAGCAACUACACCAUUUAUUGGUUUUUUUCAAGACUUGAACCGUGUUGCUAAAAUACAUUGUUGCUAAAAUAUUGACAACAGCAGGCAUUUGGCGAAUUCAGUUCUAGUUUCUCGGAGGAGAAAAUUAAACGCACGCGGACAGUGGCUCUCAUUAAUCUGCAAGGAAUUUGUUUGUUCGAUUUACUCUCAGGAUGCCAGCGUGUUGUGGGUGCAUCCCGAGACGUUACGUGGUGGCUGUGCUGGGGUUUCUGGGGUUGUGUAUAUCGUUUGGACUGCGUAGUGUGCUGGCCGUGACUGUGACGAGUAUAGUAGCAAAAAAUACAACAAGACCUGAGGAAAGCGUUAAGUGCAUCUCCCACCAGCGGCUGGCUUGGACCACGGAGGAUGUUGGGUGGGUGUUCAGUGCAUACGGCUAUGGCUACAUUAUUACACAGAUACCAGGGGGAAUACUUGCUGCCGCAUUUCCCGCUCACAGAGUAUUUGCCGGUGCCCACUUGGUAACAUUUGCACUGUUUGCCCUUAUACCGACUCUUAUGCCUUUGCAUUUUGGUUACGUGGUAGCCAUACGAGUGUUACAGGGCUUAGCUGAGGGGGUAAUUGUCCCAUCCAUGCAAGGAAUAUGGAGCGUCUGGGCCCCAGAGAACGAGAAAAACCGACUGGCUUUAUUUUCAUUAUCAGGUGCUUACUGCGGGCCGGCAGUGGCAAUGCUGUUGACGGGCAUAGUAAAUUGUCACGUUGGAUGGGAGUAUAUAUUUUACAUGUACAGUGGCGCUGGAGGACUUUGGGUUAUUGUGUGGUUCGUAUUUGUGUUUGAGUCUCCGCACAAGUCUCCAGACAGACUUGGAGAAAAGGAAAGAAUGCUGUUCGAAAAAGAAAACGUCGGAGCAACGUCGGGGAGUUCAAAGGACAAAGUGAAAAGUAUACCUUGGAAGGACAUAUUGACGUCACCUGCAGUGUGGGCGGUGUUCGUUGCUGGGACAACGAGAAGUUGGGUCCUGUUACUUGUCACAAAUUACCUGCCCGAGUAUUUAGACAAUACGUUUGGAAGGAGUAUAGACUUGAUCGGCCUAUAUUCCGCCCUUCCUUUCUUCGUGACUACUGUAACUGUCUCCGUCGGAGGACUACUUGUAGACACAAUACUGAAGAAGAAACUGAUACCAAGGACACUGGCCAGGAAACUGUUUAAUUGCUGCGGGUUUGCCGCAGAGGCCAGCAUUCUCAUAGCCAUGGGUUUUGUAAAAAGUGAAGUGCUGGCAGUCAUAUUGUUUUGCUUAUCUUGCGGUUUCAGCGGAAUAGCCGCAUCAGGGUAUCAAGCGAACCCCCUUGACCUGGCUAGGGACUACGCCAGUAUAUUGAUGGGGAUAUCCAAGAUGGGGGGUGUGGGAGGCAUGGUGAUGCCCACGGCGGUGGCCAGGUUGACGAAGUCACGGGCGCCUGACGAUUGGGCACACGUGUUCUGGGUGACAGCGACACUGGAGCUAGCGGGAGUGGUCAUCUACGCCAUGUAUGCUUCAGGAAAGCAACAAAAGUGGUCCAAUUUUGGCGUCAAAGAGAAAGAAAUGGAAAAUCGAAAUCCGGAAAUGACGUCUGACAGUAGCCCAGAUGUCCCCGAUCCGAAGGCAUCGACUUAAGACGUGUCUGAAGGACCUUAUGAUUACAGUGAUCGAUACAGCUUUUUUAUAUACAAAAGGUGAUUUGCCCGGACUCACGAGAGCCACUGGUCGUUUUCGUGCCCUCCGGGCCAGCGCGUUCAUGUGGUGAACUGACAUGCGUCAUCCUGGAUUUGAAGGGCACGAGGUGAAGAACAUGGUCAGGAUAUCCCCAUGUAUGCUAAAGCGAGCAGUAAAAAAAUGCCUUAUAACUUUCAUUGUCAGUUUAUUUCACUAUUCUAUUUUACAACGCCUAAGAACUUAUGAGAAAUCGACGUGCUUUGCUUAAACA